Molecule: messenger RNA, 1197 nt
Organism: Physcomitrium patens
Lineage: Eukaryota; Viridiplantae; Streptophyta; Bryopsida; Funariales; Funariaceae
Biological process (GO): rRNA processing
Cellular component (GO): cytoplasm; cytosol
Molecular function (GO): rRNA (guanine-N7-)-methyltransferase activity
Source: RefSeq, a predicted model, not a curated record
AAGUUUUGCAUUGACAAAUGGGUCUCACAUUGGACACUUGAGCAAAUUUUAUUUUCGACCCACAUAGAAAUUGUCAUCUUCCAGAAGUUGAUAUGUCCAGCUUUGAUGCUGCAAGGGAGGCAUUUGGUGGAACGUCUCAUGUGCUUCACAACCCACACUCUGAGAAUUAGGGUUUAGGGGUUGAAUUGCUGUGGUAACCAUCCUUUGUUGCCGUGUCUUCUUCACACGGCGGAAGCAUGGCUUCCUGUGGACUUGUACGAAUUGCGCUGCACAGAUCCAUUCCUUGUUGUGGCAUUUCCAGUCGAGGAGUCAAUGGAAUUCGGACUUCAGCCCCGAAGAAGAGUCACUGGGAUUAUAGAGCUAAAAAGAUUCACUUGAGCUGUAGGAGUGCUGCUGCUGUGGAAGAGCUCGAUGCCAAGCAGUCCGGGCAGGUGGCCGUGUUCGUGGACAUUCUCCUUGAAUGGAACCAGAAAAUGAAUCUCACUGCUGUGACGGAACGAGGAGCCAUGAUGGAUAGACAUAUUGCUGAUUCCCUGUCACUGUUGCCAAUAAUUGAGGGAGCGCAUGCUGCAUAUUGCAAAUCCUCCGCAGGGGAGUCGAUCAAGGUCGUUGACAUUGGGAGUGGGGCAGGCCUUCCUGGCAUUGUGUUAGCAAUAGCUCGACCAGCCUGGCAGUUAACACUUCUCGAGUCACUGCAAAAGAGGUGCGACUUUCUGGAACGUGCGGCUGAGGCAGCUGGUUUGACAAAUGUCAAAGUUCUGAGGAGCCGAGCAGAGGAUGCAGGCAAGGAUAGUACCCAUCGAGAAAUGUACGAUAUUGCUGUAGCCAGAGCUGUAGCAGAGAUGAGGAUUCUUGCGGAAUUGUGUCUUCCUCUCGUUCGAGUCGGUGGCAUUCUAGUUGCUGCAAAAGGCCCCAACCCCGAGGAGGAGGUUGAAGCUGCCAAAACAGCUGUGGACUUGCUUGGAGCAUCUAUUAUAACGUUGUCCAAAGUUGAUUCGGAAGGUCCUCUUGGACAACGGACUGCAGUCGUAUGUUUGAAAGAUAAACCAACACCAGCCAAAUAUCCUCGGAGAGCAGGAAUGCCGAACAAGCGGCCACUUUAGUCUAAGCUACGCAGUAGAGAAAGAUAUUCACGCUAUGCCAUUGUACGAUAUGAUCACACAUUCAUGAAUUAUCAAGCAUUUUCAUACCUAAUUA